CGCUUGAAGUACAGGCAUUCCUCUAGUAUCCUUCCCGUUCUCUCCCAAAUCUGACGCCGACACUGCCAAUCCGGGGCAGAAAUCGACGCUGCCUCAACCUCCAGCCUCCCAUCUCAUCCCUCGUGACACACCCGAGGCUUCCGUCUCCUCCGUAGACUCUUUCUCUCGGUCCAGCGUCGCCACCCCCUCAACCUCCAGAUUCAGAAAUGUACAGUAAUGUGGGAAGCCAGCCUGGGGCGGCAAUGCCGACGGCAUCCCCGCAGAUGAAUCCGUUUGGGAAUUCGUUGUACGGUGCUAGUUCCGGAUUAAUCCGUGGUGGAUUGGGUGCAUAUGGAGAGAAGAUUUUAGGAUCAAGCUCUGAGUAUGUACAAAGCAAUAUCAGUAGGUAUUUCUCUGAUCCACAAUACUACUUCCAAGUGAAUGACCAGUAUGUGAGGAACAAAUUGAAGGUUGUUCUAUUUCCGUUUCUCCACAGGGGUCAUUGGACCAGAAUAACGGAGCCAGUAGGAGGCAGGCUUUCUUAUAAACCCCCAAUUUAUGACAUAAAUGCACCAGACCUAUACAUUCCAUUUAUGGCAUUUGGUACCUAUGUGGUUCUGGCUGGCUUCUCAUUGGGUCUUCAAGGAAAGUUUAGCCCUGAAGCUCUAAACUGGUUGUUUAUCAAGGGCUUGCUUGGCUGGUUUAUGCAAGUUGCACUACUGAAAGUAUCAUUGCUUUCAUUGGGCGGUGGUGAGGCACCGUUGCUGGACAUGGUGGCAUAUGCUGGGUAUGCUUUCACGGGGUUGUGCUUUGCUGUACUUGGACGGAUUAUGUUGAGCUACUCAUACUACUUUUUGAUGCCUUGGACGUGUUUAUGCAUGGGAGUCUUCUUGGUGAAGACAAUGAAGAGAGUUCUAUUCGCCGAGGUGAGGAGUUAUGAUUCAAGCAAACACCAUUACCUGUUGCUGUUUAUUGCUUUGGCUCAGUUACCUCUGUUUACAUGGCUUGGCAACGUUACUGUUAAUUGGCUCAUAUAAUUCAGCUUAUUUUGUACGAGUUAGCACCACUUCUUGUUUAUAGAAUUUCCCGAAAUCUUGUAUACAGUUUCGGGCCACGACUUUUGCUCCCAGAUUUAAGAAUUGUUAGAAAUUUCUGUUGAGUGCUUUUAGUGCUGGGAUUAUCAAGUAAUUGUAAUCAAAAGCAGUAAUCUGACUUGAAAAUUUGUCACCGAAAAAUUAUUAUUUAAAGUUAA
Molecule: messenger RNA, 1231 nt
Organism: Pyrus x bretschneideri (Chinese white pear)
Lineage: Eukaryota; Viridiplantae; Streptophyta; Magnoliopsida; Rosales; Rosaceae
Product: protein YIF1B
Exons: 5
Coding region: 207-1016 (269 amino acids)
Biological process (GO): endoplasmic reticulum to Golgi vesicle-mediated transport
Cellular component (GO): Golgi membrane; COPII-coated ER to Golgi transport vesicle; endoplasmic reticulum-Golgi intermediate compartment
Source: RefSeq, a predicted model, not a curated record